AUGGAGUCCGACUCCGACGCGAACUGGGAUAGCUCCGGCCGCUAUAAGCACGCGCGGCGGCUCGCCAACCAUCGACGCAUCAUCAGUUCAUCAAUCAUCACAUCUCUCGAUCGAUCGAUCGCUCGCCGCCGCCUCGUUCUCGCGCUGCUAAUCCUCCAAGCUCGCGCGGUUCCCCGAGACGUACCGGAGAUGGGGACGAAGAAGUCGUGGUCCUCGAGGCUGAAGGCGAAAUCGAAGAAGCCGGCGCCGAAGCUGGAGACGAGCUUCACCUGCCCGUUCUGCAGCGCCGCCGGCGCGGUGGAGUGCGUCGUCGACCUCAAGCUCAAGAUCGCCGAGGCCUCCUGCUACACAUGCCUGGAGCGCUACUGCACCACCGCCCACGCGCUCACCGAGCCCAUCGACGUCUACACCGAGUGGAUCGACCAGUGCGAACUCGCCAAUGCCAACGCCGCCGCCGACGCCGACGACGACGACGACCGCCGCCGCAAGAGAAGUCGUACUAACUAGCUGGCCACCGUCGACGGCCACGACGAUGUGUGUUUGCGUGGUCGUGUCAGGACUCUAGUUGAUCAAGCUGUAGGAGGAUAGAAGAAGAACACAUAUGUGACCGUGCAUUCAUCUGUCCAUCACUUUUCACUUCUUUUGAUAGGAACUAGCAUGUUGCUCCACACGUACGACUAGUAUUUUUUA
This is a messenger RNA of Oryza brachyantha (malo sina), 690 nucleotides long. Its product is annotated as transcription elongation factor 1 homolog. The coding region runs from base 1 to 507 and encodes 168 amino acids. Gene Ontology annotation, molecular function: RNA polymerase II complex binding. Gene Ontology annotation, biological process: transcription elongation by RNA polymerase II. The transcript has a single exon. The record is from RefSeq and is a predicted model, not a curated record. Lineage: Eukaryota; Viridiplantae; Streptophyta; Magnoliopsida; Poales; Poaceae. Gene Ontology annotation, cellular component: transcription elongation factor complex.